AGUCGAGUAGAACAAACAGAGGAGAAGGAACCGAUCAACACGCGCACGGACACGCGCAUGAACAACGGCCACGGUACACCGGAGAAUCACGAACGGUGUGUUUGGGGGAAAGCGAGUAGUGUAGUGACUGUGGGGAAGCGACUACAUCAUGUGAGAGAAGUUAGAGCGGCGGACAAAAGGCUGAAGGAUAAGCGCACAAGAGAAAGUCAAAGGGCGUGAGCGGAAUGUCCGUGGAUGAGCCUGAAGCCCCCAUGUAUGUGUAUGAGUCCACAGUUCAUUGUACCAAUAUCCUCCUGUGCCUCAACGACCAGCGGAAGCAGGACAUCCUGUGUGAUGUGACCGUCCUGGUGGAGGGCAGGGAGUUCCGUGGGCACCGGGCCGUGCUGGCGGCCUGCAGCGAGUACUUCCUCCAGGUCCUGGUGGGACAGGCCCCCAAUGGGCUAGUGGUCAGCCUGCCCCAGGAGGUCACGGCCCGGGGAUUCGCUCCUUUGUUGCAGUUUGCCUAUACAGCUAAGCUGUUACUCAGCAAAGACAACAUCCAGGAGGUUAUUCACUGUGCCCAAUUCCUGCGCAUUCAAAAUCUGGAAGACUCGUGCUUCCGCUUCCUGGAGGCGCAGCUGCGGCGGGAGAAUGAUAUGCUGCCACUCUGCCACAAGGAGGCAGCAGAGGAUGGACAUUCAGAGGAUGAGAGCAUGCAGGGAGCAGACCAAAGUAUGUCCUCUCUCGGGUCACCACAGCCAGACGAGGAUGCUCUGUCACCUCCCGGAGCGUCCGACCUGCCCCGCUGCCCCAAGUACAGGAAGUACCAGUGGGCCUGCAACAAGCACAACGACACCUCCUCACUCAGCAGUACCUCAGGUUUACACAGCACAUCACCAGAGAGUGUCCCAGGGCAGCCCCCGCUACCUCUCACCCACAUCAAAGUAGAGCCACAAGCAGAGGAACAGCCUCUCUGUGGUUCAGGGGAUGAGCAGGACGUCCUGGCUUUGGACAAUGUGACAACUAUGGACAUGGACAAACCUGUGUCCCUGAACACAAGCAAGUCCCCCUCCUGCCUCAGGGUCUUUUAUAAAAAAGGGCUGGACGGUCCCAAUCUAGCAAACUCAUCCCAGCAGCUACUAGCCAACAGACUGCUGUGCUCCCAGGACAAAGCCAACUCUCAGGGAGACCACAGAAAAGACUUCAGGCCUUGUCCUGCAGAGCAGUCAGCCUCGUCGCCAAAGGAUGUGGACUCUCUGUCCUCAGCCCUGUCCUUCAAAGCGUCCUCCUGUGAUGCAGUGUUCAAACAGGAUGUGGAACUGGACCGCCGCAGUGUCAUCUUCACUUCAGGAGCCGGCAGUCGUCUGGGGGGUCCGGUACAUUCCUAUUCGGGCGGGGGCUCUCUGGAGAUGGAGCUAUCAGAGCACAUGCCCAAGGGCCUGUGGCCUGGGGCCAGCCAGUCCCUACCCUCCUCCCAGACACACUCCUCUUCAAGCACCACCUCUGACCCCCCCACUCUGUGCCGUGCCCGACCUAACACCAGCUGCCCUGUGCCAAUCAAAGUGUGCCCGCGCUCCCCGCCCUGUGAGACCCGAACACGCACAUCCAGCUCCUGCUCAUCCUACUCCUAUGCAGAGGAUGGCAGCGGGGGGUCUCCCUGCAGUCUGCCCCAGUUUGAAUUCUCAUCCUCCCCCUGCUCAAACAUGGCACGCUGCCUCAGCCUGGAACCCCAGGACCAGAGCGGCCAUGGAGACACACUCUUCAGCCAGGUGCGUCCCAAGAUCAAAUGUGAGCAGUCGUAUGGAACCAACUCCAGUGAUGAAUCUGGCUCAUUCUCUGAAGGAGAUGUCCCAGAACGGGGCCCGGAGGUGAAGCUGCCAUUUCCUGUUGAUCAAAUCACAAAUCUUCCACGGAACGACUUCCAACUGCUGGUGAAGAUGCACAAGCUGACAUCAGAGCAGCUAGAGUUUAUCCACGACGUGCGACGCAGAAGCAAGAACCGGAUUGCAGCGCAGCGCUGUCGGAAAAGGAAGCUUGACUGCAUCCUCAACCUGGAGUGUGAGAUCCACAAACUGGUGUGUGAAAAGGAGAAGCUGCUCAGUGAGAGGAAUCAGCUGAAGGCUUGUAUGGGGGAGCUGUGGGAGAACUUCUCAUGUCUGUCCCAGGAGGUGUGUCGGGAUGUCCAGCUGAGCCCGGAGCAGGUCCAGUCUCUGCAUCACUACUGCCCUGUGCUGAGACCCAACUCCACUGCAAGUCACCCACUUCACCCCUCCCCCCAUGAGCCCAUCCCAGGCUCUACCAGCAGCAUUGACCUCACAGCAAACUCCCCCGGCCCAGACUGCGAACCACCCUCUGCGCUGCGCAAAGGCCCUGACAGGGACAUGGAUGGGCCAGAGAAGUCCCAGACUGUUACGGUGGACUUCUGCCAAGAAAUGACAGAAAAGUGUACCACAGACGAACAGCCGCGCAAGGACUGCUCCCAGUAGUGCUGUGUUCAUGUUGGGAUGUUUGGAAUAUUUAAUUGGACUUUUCCGACAAACCCUUUUGGGUUGUUAGACAGCCUCUGCCAGUGUUCAUUGAAAAACAAGCUUUCUUUGUAUUUAUGUCUUUGUGUUUGCAAAAGGUUGACACUAAAGUUGUCUUAAACAGCAGCAAUAUUGUUGAACAGGUAUUGUCCUGGGGCAGAGUGGGUCCCUAUAAACCUCCUGAUGGUGCUCCAGGUUCAGCUCGGACCUUCAGUCUCAGUGUGGCCUUUCUACAACCGCCUUUUCAUCAAACCCCCACAGUCUGCACUGCGCCUCAGUUCUCAACAGUCUGACAGUGUGUUCAGUGGACACCAUACAGCAUCCUAUUUGAUCUUUUUUUUUUUUUUUUUGAGGUUCAAUUCAAUAUAUGGGCCACACAUCCAUCAGCCAGCAGCCCUAAAUACAGCUGUAGUCCUCUCCCAUGUGAAGGCUCUGUUGCAGUGAAAAGGCGGCUGGCCCACUCUACCAGUCUCUACCUCUCCCACUUCUCUGCUAUAUCAGUAUCUCAGUGGCUCUAGUCACAGCAGUUCAAACUCAGGAAAACUCUGAAUGUUCAUGAAACUCACUGCUCCUGUACUGCGGAUGCAUUUAGACUGUCAAACACUCAUAUGCAAAACAUGUCUUCAACGUCUUCUUAGGUAGUUGUAUCAGUGUCAAAGCGGCUGUACGUUCUACAUUCCUCCUUUGCCUUCCUCAGCACUGAUCUGAGUGUAGGAUGAGCCGAGUCUGUGGCUGGGCAGAGCACACAUGUAAAUAGUUGAAGCAUGAUGACUGUCAGUGUUGUACAGGUAGAGGCUUAGCCGUGUUCACAGGGGUCUCUGCUGUUUCCUGUUCCUCAAACUCCUACCACUUCCUGGGGGUUCUUUAACUCAGGAAAUGAGCCCGUACGUGUCGACAUGCCUCUCACAGGGAAGGGUCAGCCCUGUAUAGACUUAAUGUGAAAACAUUCAUGUCAUCAGUAUUUCUAUUUGCUGUUGUUGAAAAGGUUUGUAAUCUGGAACAGUAUAUAUGCCAUGCACUUGUGGUCCCACAAGCCCCCUCCAAGCACUUGGCCCCUGACCGAGAGUUCAACUCUCACUUCCUUGAGCACUUUGUGUUUACAGGUUUGACUUUAAAAGCACUGUCUGCUCCACAAUCUAUAUGAGUCAGAAUCCUCUAACCGCAUAUGAGGUUAGUUCACAUCCCCCCAGCAGGUUGUGAAGUCACAUGAUGUUGAAAUGAACCCAAUCAGCUUUAAUUAAGACCCAAAAUGUGAGCUUGAUAAACCCAGAGUAAUAGCACAGUGGAUUGACCUGCUGCCUGUUUGUUCAGAUUUCCAGCUAUCCAGUAAACCACAUGCCACUCCAUUGUCUGUCCCUGUGCUGUGAACCCCACACCCCCUGCCCUCUUGUAAAUGACCUUCCCUACACACUCACAUUCAGUCCCGCAGUCAGGUGCCUCAACAGAGCAGUUCUGAUUGUUGGAUACUUCCAGGGCACACUCACAGACAACGCUAAUGUGGCAUUCAAUAUACAAAAUGCAUUGGAACCUUUAACACUCAAUGCCUUCAACACCAAUGACAAACCAGCUAAUGUUAACAUGCUUCCAAGUACACAACUAGAGCUAAUCCCCGCUUAAACUGAAAACCUAAAACUGGCUAAAAACACAGAAAAAAAACAUAUGAAUGGGUUUGUGCUCAGGAAGUGUGGAUUCUAUGAGUCCAAAUGAAUUUCUUUACCACCAUAUGUCAUUGUGUUUGAGGGAACACGUUCAUUACAUAGGCUCUGGAUUUUUAAUGCCUUGUGUGUACAGCUGGGUCAACAUCAUAUGACAAGUGCUUCUCUGAUAUUUGCCUUAGAACUUACAGAGGCCAUUAUUCUCUUGAGUGAGUGUAUGCAGGGCCCCAGGCCCCGAACACGUAUCUACCUGUGAACUGCUCAUACCUCUCACAACUGGUCAAUGACUGUAUCAAACUGCAUCAGGUGUUUUCUACAUGCUUUUUCACAGAUUCUAUGAAUUAUUGGAGUAUCAUUUUUAAUGUCAAUAGCUCUUAAGCUUUUAGUUGUUUUCACAUUUUUCUAGAUGUUUUGUGUUAAUAUUGUCUAUUUGACUUUGGUAUUUACUUAUUCUUGACAAAGACCUUUAGAAUACUGAAUGCUAUGACCCUCAUAAACUAAAAUGGCUUAAUAAUCAUUGUAAAUAUUUUAUUGUGCAAAACCCAUUUUUAUUUGUUUUGUUGAAUUAUGACAAUGUCUAGACACAAUUUCUCUUUAUGAAAUAAAGAUUCAUACAUAUCAUUAA
Molecule: messenger RNA, 4784 nt
Organism: Periophthalmus magnuspinnatus
Lineage: Eukaryota; Metazoa; Chordata; Actinopteri; Gobiiformes; Gobiidae
Gene: bach2b
Product: BTB and CNC homology 1, basic leucine zipper transcription factor 2b
Exons: 6
Coding region: 225-2465 (746 amino acids)
Biological process (GO): regulation of transcription by RNA polymerase II
Molecular function (GO): protein binding; DNA-binding transcription factor activity, RNA polymerase II-specific; RNA polymerase II cis-regulatory region sequence-specific DNA binding
Source: RefSeq, a predicted model, not a curated record